GCAUGUCAAUUUAAAACAGCAAACUUCUUCUACGACGGUACAUACAACAUCACCCUACCCUACCCUACCAACCUUUUUUGAACGGGUAAACACCAAAAAUGCUAGAACUAAUAGCCACACAAUGAAUCUCCCCAACUAUCGAAGACGAACAUACUCUGUCAAUCUCAAGAUAUCAGCAGUCAAACAGACGACUGAGUAUAGUCUUCAAUAUGUAGGACUUUAGCAAUCCUAAGCUGAUUUGUAGCUAUUAAUACCCAAGGUACCCAAAUAGAGACAGCGUCAGCAGUAUGGAGCUCCCCAUCGCAUCGCAACAUGGUCUCACGCUUGGGUAACUGAACAAGACGGCUAAAGAGCAUUCAACCCCCUUGCGAUAUUAAUCCCAACACCUCUCUCCAGCCAGCGGCCAUUCGACUCCCUAUAAUUCCAUGGCUUAAAGUAGUAAUAAUCUGCCCCCGGAGUGUCAAGCCGCUUCCAUGCCAAGGCCUAAUGCCUUCGUAUUCAUAGGUAGCGAUGGUGGAGGUAGAUAGGUAUGUAGGUCCAGAGCGACGGGGAAUAAAUAGCUAUAUAUGAUGGUCUCAUACGAUUUCGCGGAACUGAGAUGGGGCGUAGAAGUCUACUUAAAGACUGCCUAGUACCACAGACCUUCCCUCAGCACUCAAUCGUUCAAUAAAAGUAGACGUUAUCAUUUCACUCCAUCGUAAUUCAUCAUCAUAAUGCUCUUCAACACAAUCACCCUUCUAAGCCUCGCCGCCCUCGCCGCCGCCAUGCCCGCGGAGGAGCGCUGCCCCCGGGUACGGUGCAUGGACGCGGUCAACAAAUGCGGCAUCAAAUACGGCGUCUGCUACGACAUGUGCACCGAGAACCCUACACCUCCACCGUGUCCUCCGGCCGAGGCCCCAUCCACCACGCCUAUACCCACACCAACUCCAACUCCAACUCCAACCUCCCCCGCGACACCCUGCAACGAAGACGAGACGACCUGCGUCGAGUCCUUGCGGGUCUGCGGGUCGCCGGCUACGGCCACCGUGACUUUUGGCGGAUGCUUCCCGGCGUGUGGCCCGUCGCCGACGUUCUCGCCGCCGCCGUGCCCGGUCGCGACUACGACUUUUGAGGUGACCCCGACGGCGUGAGAGUAAGGAAUUCAGUAAGGGCGCGGUUGAAGGGAAUUGGGUCGUACGCGCGCAUCGUCUUUCUUCGUGGAGCUCGCUGGCCCUUGUGCAGGUUCUACGUCUCCGCCUCUCACAUUCUCCCAAGCCUUCAUCGUCUUUUGCUUGCUAGGUAGGUAGGUGCUGAGGUUUCGCUUUGCAUUGUAAAGGAGUUCGACGUUGUUCAGGGGUUCGUUUCUAAGGUGAAAAGGGGGUACAUAUGUAGGUAGUUCAUGUAGGGAAAAGUUAUUGCUUCAAUCCAAUUGAUUCCAAUCCAAGUCAAGUCAAGUCAAUGCCAUCCAUUGAUGCUUCACGCGAUGCAGAGGCUCCAACGUAGUGACAUUACAC
Molecule: messenger RNA, 1493 nt
Organism: Hypoxylon fragiforme
Lineage: Eukaryota; Fungi; Ascomycota; Sordariomycetes; Xylariales; Hypoxylaceae
Exons: 3
Coding region: 714-1130 (138 amino acids)
Source: RefSeq, a predicted model, not a curated record